GGAAAACCACAUGUUGUAAUUCCAAUUCUAGUUCCUGAGCUAGAAUCUGAAAAGGAAGCUCCAGUACUUAAACUUGAUCUAGGUAAUGAACUACUUGAAGUAAAUGAUCUAGAUAGUUGUAAGACUCUUUUCUAUGAUCUAGAACAAUAUGAUCCUAAUGCAGUUCGCCCACCAACUUUAAAAGA
This is a messenger RNA of Scutellospora calospora, 185 nucleotides long. The record is from the annotation of a GenBank genome assembly. NCBI's taxonomy places the organism in Eukaryota, Fungi, Glomeromycota, Glomeromycetes, Diversisporales, Gigasporaceae.